Anopheles funestus (African malaria mosquito) is the source of this 7636-nucleotide messenger RNA. RefSeq names its product nephrin-like. The record is from RefSeq and is a predicted model, not a curated record. The transcript is spliced from 23 exons. Gene Ontology annotation, molecular function: protein binding. NCBI's taxonomy places the organism in Eukaryota, Metazoa, Arthropoda, Insecta, Diptera, Culicidae. Bases 2078 to 6193 code for a protein of 1371 amino acids.
CGAACGGGCCUGGGAGCUGCCCAUUCUUCGCGGCCAGAGAGAACUGGUUUCCAAAAGCAGGAGCAAACCGUUUUAUUUUAUUCCCUUUUUUUUCCUGUGUAUCUUGUGCUUGGACGCCCGAUGGAUGGACUGCACGCUUUCCAGGGCCACCGGCUUCGCGCUGUGUGUUGCGCUGUGCGUUCGGGCCAUAAUGCCGCCACUCUCCUCAGUAAUCGCGAGAUCCCGCAGCAGUGCACAACCAGCGUACGGGCGCGGUACAUGUGUGUGAUCUGUUUUUAUUUUUCAUCUCUCGUUCGCGUUUACGCGCGCGCAUCCAAGCCGGUAUUUACUUCGUCAUCGUCGUCUUGGUCGUCUUGGUCGUCGUCGUCGUCGCCGUCGCCGUUGUCAACGUCAAUAUCGUCGUCGUGGUCGUUGGCAUUGCCGUUCUGCCAUGACGACGCCGGCAAGUACAUAUUAAAGGUGCUCCAUUCGAUCACGUGGGAAAACGGUUUUGGGGUUUACGCAUACGACGACAAGCGGAAGCAUAGAGCGGGAACGACGAUCGCGAAACGGACCGAAUUGUGGUUUGCUUUUAAUUGGAAACAAAUUUUCUAUCACAAAACCUGUUGGGCGAUCUUAUCACCACAAGAGGAUUGUAGGAAGAACAUGGGUUGAAGAUUAAUUUUGGACAAGAAAAAUAUUCUUGUUUUGUAAUUAUUUGAAAAAAUACUUUCUGAAGCAUUAAGAUAAUAUCAUUCUUUAUUACUAUUUAAAUUUAAAAAAAUACUACUAUCCCACUGUCUGUCAAACUAUCUGUCAAAUUGACAAAUGACAGCUCGGUGACAGUUUAGCUAAUUUGCUCUUCCCUUUCUUUUCUAUCAUUAUCAACCCAUACCCGAUUUCUUAUCAAUGUUGCUCAGUUUUUUUUCCUCUUUUUUUGGCGUCGCUUGCAUACAUUUUGUAGCCGAACGACAGCCAAAAAGGGGCAGCUAAAAGUAGGUGGAUAAUGUUCUCCAGAUAGUAUCAAAAACUACCGUCAGGCCCUUGUACCGACUAACCAGCAUCGCUUGAUCGGCGAUUCCCCCUUUUUAGCAUCAGCGCUCAGUCAACGGGUUAAGCUUGAGCUUCAAACACCGAAACGGCGCGAUUCCGGAAACCUUCCGCUCAAUAGCACGUGGGCUGAGAAUUGGGACGUUCAUUUUCCCAUUCGCCGCUUUGCUUUCCCUUCCAUUGAUCGCUUUUCUUCCCCACCUCCGAGGAGGGGGGCUUGAUUUCCCAUUACCCAUUGCCCGGUUCGUACACCUGGUCCCCGUAUCGGUCGCCGUCGUCGUCGUUGUUGUUGUUUUUAACCUGUUAAACCGCACCGUGUCACCGGAAAUAGUGAAGAGCCAUCAGCGUAACUCGUCUUUUCAAUACCAAUACCGAUAGGGCGUAACGUGGAGGCAGAUGAAAGGAAGCGUUGGGAAAAUAAAAUACACCCCCUACAUCGUUUGUAUCAAACAUACAUGUGUGUGAUUGUGUGUCUGUAUGUGAGUGGUGAAAAAAAUGCUACCUAAAAGUACAGCAAAGCAGUAAGGAAGAGUUAAGCACCAUCAAAAGUGCAUCCAAGUUGGAAAUGUGAGUCGUGUCUUUGUGUGUCUUGUGCGCUGUGUGCAGUGGGAAAAAUUGGUUUGCAAAUCGGUUUGCAUUUAGUAAAGGUAAAAGAAAGAAGAAAAUGAACAACGGUCCUUUCCUGCACUUUGUCAUUGUUGAAUUGAUGGGUUGACCGACUAAAAACGACGGGGGGAGUAAAACAAAAAACAAACAUGGAUGCUGAUGAGUUUGUUUCGUUUUCUUUUAAAUAAAAUUUCUAUCGUUGCACUAGUGCUCGUGAAUGUGUGAGUGUCGUUUAUGGUAGUGCAUUGUUUCAUUUAAUGAAAGUGAAAAAGUGAAAAAGUGAAAUUUUUACAAAUGAUCAUUUAGUGAAUAGUGCAGUGGCUGUGAGUUGGAUUAUGUUAGUUGAAUAGUAAAAUCAUCUACUUGAGAGAAGAGGAAAAAAGAUUGUUUUUGACAACUACAACAUUUUUCAAUGUUUCGUCAAGUUUCUACAUUAUAGUGAAUGACCAAAAUGAUUCAACGGAAGCUGCCACGGGCUGUUUUAACGAUAUUAACAGUGUUGCCGUUGGUGCUGCACUGCACAGCCGAGCAGCAAAAAUUUCGACUGACACCGGUGGAUCUGGUCGCUUCGGAAGGUACUGAGGCACUGUUGCGAUGCGAAAUCCACAACGCAGCCGGUUCGGUGCAGUGGACCAAGGAUGGUUUUGCGUUGGGGUUCACACAAAGCAUACCAGGUUAUCCGAGGUAUUCGGUACUCGGUGACAGUGCCCAAGGUAUCUACAACCUGCGCAUAGUGAACGUCACGCUGGAGGAUGAUGCCGAAUAUCAGUGCCAAGUUGGCCCUUACAUGCAUCACACGCUGAUCCGUGCCAAGGCAAAGCUGACCGUAAUAGCUCCACCAGCGUCAGUUCGCAUCCAGGGCUACAGCCAACAUGCAAAGGCCGAAGUACGGGAGGGCCAGGAACUGUCACUCACGUGCACCGUACCACAUGCGAGACCGGCAGCACAAAUCGUUUGGUAUCGGGCCAACGUGGAGUACAAAUCAGACACUAUCGACACAAAGACCACAGAGGCGGAAGAUCGACGGUACACCGUGACGUCCAAGCUGCACCUUCAACCGACCGCGGAAGAUGACUACAUCGACUACACGUGCCAAGCCCGACACCAAGCAAUCCCGGAAGACCGUCCGAUGCAGGCCACCGUACAGCUGUCAGUGCUCUAUCCUCCCGGACCACCAUACAUCGAAGGUUACUCACAAGGCGAUUCGGUACGAAAGGGGCAGCACGUGAAACUGGUCUGUCGUAGCCGGGGUGGUAAUCCACCCGCUCAAUUGAUCUGGUACAAGAAUGGAAACCAGGCCCGUAUGGCUUACCGUACGACUGAUCGGCUGUCGGAGAAUAUCUACUCAUUUGUAGCGGAAGCAACAGACAAUAAGGCACGUUUGCGUUGCGAAGCAAAUAAUGUAAUGGCAACGAAGAUACUUAAAGCUGAAGUUACGCUUAAUGUGCAAUUUGCACCGACACAAGUGAUAGUAUCCGGACCAUCAGAGGCACGGGUAGGAGAUAGUGUGACUCUCCAAUGUCAGACAACGGCAUCGAAUCCGGCGGCAGACAUUAAAUGGAUUGUUAAUGGUAAACAAGUUGCAAAUGCAUCGUCCAAAGUAGUACCAAGCCCGGAAGGAGGUUGGGUUACAACAUCCAACAUAACAGCAACGGUGGAAGCCAACAAACGUUCCCUGGUUGCUAUUUGCCACGGUGUUAAUAUGCAGCUGCCCGAAAACGUACAAUCCACUCACACCGUUAAUGUACUGCUUCCUCCUGGACCACCGAUUAUUUCUGGCUAUACCGAAGGAUCCAUUUUAGCCGAAGGUACAAAGCAUAAGCUCAUGUGCAUUUCUUCUGGUGGCAAUCCCUUAGCAACACUCGUGUGGUACAAGAACGAUAAGAAGAUCAAAUCCGUAAGCAAAACGACGGACCAAUCGGUUUCUGCCGAACUGUCGAUAAAAGCGAACGUAACCGACAAUCAGGCUCAGUAUCGGUGCGAAGCACACAAUUCGGCCACCGAGAUUCCACUCUUCGAGACGAAAGUUCUGACCGUGCACUUCGCCCCGGAGACGGCUAAGAUACGAAUCGAACCGACGGAACUGCGGCCCGGUAUCGAAGCGACGCUAAUAUGUGACUCCAGCUCCAGUAAUCCACCGGCAAAGUUAGCUUGGCGGCACGAGGGAACCGUACUGGAAGGUAUGAACAACUCCUCCAAAGCUGGACUGUGGGGCGGUACCGUGUCUUCGCUCGAGCUGAAGCUAAACAUCACGCAGGAUAUGGAUGGCCACGUAUACAUCUGCCAGAGUACGAACGAGAUGCUGCAGCGUAGCAUCAAUGUGGCUGUCAAUUUGGCGGUGCUGUAUGAGCCCCAGUUCUCACCGCCAGACGAAACCACUGUCAGCGGGAUCGAAGGAGAGCCGUUGGCCGUUGCCCUGGUCGCGACCGGUAAUCCCUCGUCCAUCGCCUACACCUGGACCAAGGACGGACAACGGAUAGCAUCAUCCGGUGCACCGAGAAUCGUCUCGGAAGGACCGAUCCUUAACAUUACCAAGCUGAAGCGCACGGAUGCCGGUGUGUACACGUGCGAAGCCAUCAACUCCCAAGGGUCGGCGAUGAUUAAUAUUACCCUGCAAGUCAAGUAUGCUGCGACGAUAAAAUCCAUUUCAAAACCCGUUAUCGUAAACCCGGGCGAGGAUGCAAUCCUAAACUGCACCGUUGACGGAAACCCAUUAACGCCGGAACACGUACGCUGGGAGCGCAACGGGUACGAUCUGAAGGUAAAAACGACCACGGCCUACGCCAACGCAACCGGUACGCUGGUGGUCAAGGAUGUACACCGGGAGGAUGUGGGCAAUUUCCGGUGCAUCGUCGAUAAUCAUGUUGGAGAGCCGGCGAACCGUGAUGUUCUAUUGAUCGUCAAAUUUGCACCAGAGAUAGACAAAUCGCCCGCAAUGCUUCGAGCUGCAUCCGGCCCCGGUGAUCAAGCUCGCCUACCGUGUCGGGCCCAGUCCGCUCCAGAACCCACCUUCCACUGGAUACGAUCCGGUCAGGAACUGAGUGUCAACCAAACGUCCAAAUACCAUACUAUCCAGCGUCAGCUCGAUCCCCUAACGUACGAAUCCAUCCUCUUAAUCGAGCGCAUUUCCUCCACCGACUAUGGUGAGUACGAGUGCCGUGCGAAGAACGAUCUCGGAAGUGGUGCCGGUGUGGGCCGACUGGAUGUAAAAUCGGCCCCAGAACCACCGACCACCCUUAGCGUGGUGAAUGUAACGCACGACAGCGUUACGCUCGGCUGGGAGCCCGGUUUCGAUGGUGGCCAUCGUGCCAGCUACCGGAUACGGUACCGUGAAGCAUCCUCCGAACGGUACCGGUACGAGGAUGGUCCCGCCAACGCUCGACAGCUUACCGUGUCCGGGUUGCGUAGCAACACGCUCUACCUGUUCUCGAUCAUGGCCGCCAACGUGCUCGGAGAGAGCCGUUACCUGCCGGAUCUGACCCGUGCCCAAACCAGAGGAUCGGACGCAACGAUUCCGGUGGAGCUGAGCGAAAAGGCAGCAUUGCCCAGCUUCGUGAUAUUUUGCUUCGCCUUCGCCGGACUCUGUUUGCUGAUCGUGAACGCUGGCCUCGUGGCUUGCUUCAUCGUGAGGAAGCGGGCUAAAGACUCAUCAAAUCCGAACAGUAAAUCGGCCACAAUUGAAAUGUAUGCGCCCAGUUCGUACAACGAUACAGUCACCGGUGAGACGCUGUCGAGCGUUUCGGAGAAAAGCGACGCAUAUUCAAACGAUGGUAGUCAACCAGAUUUUAUGGAUGAAACACGGAAAAGGGCAGUAUCCACGUAUCUAAUCGAUGGUGGAGAAAUGCAACCACCAAGAUAUCAGCAAGAAAGUAACUUACCUCAUUACGCUAGCAAUACUGGCACUGAAAAUGGAUAUGAUCAAUCCGGACCCACCGAAAGACUUAAAAACUCCACUAUGGAUGGUUCGUACUAUCACAUGAAUAGCGACCGCUUCUAUCCUCCGAUGGAUUAUCCAGGUGUUGAGUUUCCAACACCUCCAUUACCCGUACUAGCCUCCAUAGCACCAGCAGAAAGCUCUUCCGAAACGUUACGAAGAGUCGCUCGAACGAUGGUACCACCACCGGACGUAACGCAUCAUACACACCAUCGAACCGUUGGCCACCUGCACGACGGCAGUCUAUCUUCGACGAUUCCGCUCGGAAACCUUAGUGCCAGCAUCUCGCAAGCCGUCCAAUCGACACCGAAGCAACCGCAAGGUAUUCUGAAAGAUCCAAAGCGUAGCAAUAGUUCCGCUAGCGGAAGUCACACCUAUUCGACACUACCACACCAACACCAGCUGUACAGUGUACACAAUCCAUCACCCAUCCCAUCGGACCAGUACGUCGCUGGGCCAAGCAGUGGUUUCUUCAUGAUGGAACCACACGGUCACACUCUGAACGUUGGUUCCAGUUCCGGUGGUAGCUUACUGAUGGGAGCUUACGAUCCGCCAGCUAGCUCCAGUUUGGCGUCAUACAAUGUGUCCGUUGGAUAUACCGACUCAGACGGGCAUCUUGUUUAGUGCGGCUAGUUUUCGUCGCUAGUCGUAUAAUUAAAAUGGCGGUGUGUAACAACAUAAUUAGGUUGGUGACGCUAAAAAGAAGCAAACGCAAUCGAUUUGUAAUUGAAAAGAAAACAAAAUAUUAAAAUUACUUUCCGUUUUACGCGUAAAAGAUGGAUACAAGAUUGACAAACAAAAAAGUUGGUUAAGGUUUUUGUUUCUCUUGUGUACCAAGUGAAAUUGAGAUCGGUCAAAUAUAAUGUGGAAAAACAAUUGCAUGCAAUUAUUUACAAACUGAUUUGUUCAAAUUUAAUCCCUAAAAAGAAACCAUGUAAACUACCAAAGUAAAACGCAAUUUUAAAAAAACCAUUCAAAUGAACAUCUAUUGGGUCAACAUUGUCAAUUAUAAGCGAUAGGCAAUUAAUAGAUACAGUUUAAAUUUCUUCAUAGGUAUAACCUCUGUUCCAGUAUACAAAAAAAAACAAUUCCUUUUGAAUGUUAUUGGAAACAAUUGACAAUAAAUCAAAAUUGUUUGUUAAACCCCAUUCAAUACAAGGGUUUCUUUUACCAUUUAAUCAUUUGAUUGUUGAAGAGUUUUCUUACUAAAAUUAAAACCCCUUUCAAAUUACCUCAUAUACGUUAUUAUUGUACUAUUAAGUAAAGGUUUGAUGCAAUUUAAUUUGUUUUAAUUUGAUCUGCGUUACCCUGUUCUUGUAAAUAUAAAAUAUCAAAGGAUACAUUUUAGUAGCAUUUUUAAAGAAAUUAUAGGCCAAAGAUAUAAAUAUUGCCGCCGGAGAAGUUAACAUGUCAAUAAGCAAGAACCAAUUUUACAGGAGUUAAUGGUUAAUUUUAAAAUUCAAAUGUUUUGCAAUAAUUUUUAAAACUAUACAGUAAUGUACUACAGUUUCGCGAGAUUCUUCAUCUCUUUACAUAUAUGUUUUACAUCAUGAGAGAAAAUGGUCUUAUUUUUUGCAAAACUGAUCAUCAAACUGUCAAAACGUUUGUAGAAUUAUUAACACAGACGCUUUCUACACUUACUUUACAACUCCUUCUAUGACAAAUAUAAUAUACUUACAGUCUAUAAUAGUAAAGGAUAUCUCUUUUGUGGUUUAUAUACACUCUUUCAUACCUCUAGAAGGAUCUCAUUAUUGCAGCGUCAAACAAACAUUGGAUGUGCAUUACAUUUUAUUACUUUUAAAUCGUGCAAUACAUACGAUCAAGCGCAUAUGGGCCGUCUAACAGCAUAUGUACAUCGAAAUGGUAGAUAGCAGAAAAGUAGCAUAAACAAAUGUUUUAAUACACAUUUCUUAUAGAUAGUCUCUUUAGAAAUACAUAACAAAGCUUACAGAGAUGAAGUAAUGCUAAAGUGUAAAAAAAACUUAACGACGAUGACGACAGAUUUGAUCUUCAAUCGUAUGAUGUAUGAGUUUUGAGAAGAAAUAAAGUAAAUCUGUGCAUUAUCUG